AUGUGUGAUAUUCAAGCACACGGCGAGGCUUUUUUCUCGGUACAGCACGUUGGGGCUUUACCAAAACCUGGAUACAUACACCCUUGGCGAAUGGUAGAUUUGAAUUCGAAGGAGUGCACCUGUGGAAAUUGGGAGGACGAACAAUUUACCUGUGUACACGCGAUUUGUGCAGCUACCAAACAUGGUAUGAGACUUGAAGAACUGUACGACGCACAACGGCUUUCAAUUGGGCACUUCAAGGAUAUCUACACGUUUAAGUUUUUCCCGUGGCCAACGACAGAAAGCCUCGUAGCCAACCCGCAAACAAAGAUACCACAACUAGUACCGGAGCCCGAGCGAAUUGGCAAAAGGGGUAAGAAACCGGGACCACAUCCGAAACAUGCACGUAAUAAGGCAAAAAAUGCUUUGUAG
This is a messenger RNA of Phytophthora infestans T30-4, 411 nucleotides long. RefSeq lists its product as uncharacterized. The record is from RefSeq and is a predicted model, not a curated record. Bases 1 to 411 code for a protein of 136 amino acids. The transcript has a single exon. NCBI's taxonomy places the organism in Eukaryota, Oomycota, Peronosporomycetes, Peronosporales, Peronosporaceae. Gene Ontology annotation, molecular function: zinc ion binding.